AUGGGGCUCUGGUCUUCAGCAGGCUGUCAGAAUGGGGCUCUGGUCUUCAGCAGGCUGUCAGAAUGGGGCUCUGGUCUUCAGCAGGCUGCCAGAAUGGGGCUCUGGUCUUCAGCAGGCUGUCAGAAUGGGGCUCUGGUCUUCAGCAGGCUGUCAGAAUGGGGCUCUGGUCUUCAGCAUGCUGUCAGAAUGGGACUCUGGUCUUCAGCAGGCUGCCAGAAUGGGGCUCUGGUCUUCAGCAGGCUGUCAGAAUGGGGCUCUGGUCUUCAGCAGGCUGCCAGAAUGGGACUCUGGUCUUCAGCAUGCUGUCAGAAUGGGACUCUGGUCUUCAGCAGGCUGUCAGAAUGGGGCUCUGGUCUUCAGCAGGCUGUCAGAAUGGGGCUCUGGUCUUCAGCAGGCUGUCAGAAUGGGGCUCUGGUCUUCAGCAUGCUGUCAGAAUGGGACUCUGGUCUUCAGCAGGCUGCCAGAAUGGGGCUCUGGUCUUCAGCAGGCUGCCAGAAUGGGACUCUGGUCUUCAGCAUGCUGUCAGAAUGGGACUCUGGUCUUCAGCAGGCUGUCAGAAUGGGGCUCUGGUCUUCAGCAUGCUGUCAGAAUGGGGCUCUGGUCUUCAGCAUGCUGUCAGAAUGGGACUCUGGUCUUCAGCAGGCUGUCAGAAUGGGACUCUGGUCUUCAGCAGGCUGUCAGAAUGGGACUCUGGUCUUCAGCAGGCUGUCAGAAUGGGGCUCUGGUCUUCAGCAUGCUGUCAGAAUGGGACUCUGGUCUUCAGCAGGCUGUCAGAAUGGGGCUCUGGUCUUCAGCAGGCUGUCAGAAUGGGGCUCUGGUCUUCAGCAGGCUGUCAGAAUGGGACUCUGGUCUUCAGCAUGCUGUCAGAAUGGGGCUCUGGUCUUCAGCAGGCUGUCAGAAUGGGGCUCUGGUCUUCAGCAGGCUCUGGAAUGUCCUGAGUCAGUCCCCCGGUCCAGAGAACAACUCCUCCCAGCAUCAGCCAGUGCUGAUGGGACCUGCUUCUCCACGAUGAGUCUUCAAGAUGGCGGUUGCGGCUAUGCUAGCGACAAUUUGGCGGCUAACACGGCCAGCGGCAGCAUGCGGCGGCGCCUGGAGGACCAGGAGUUCACCCUGCGCGUCUACCCGGGAGCCCUGGCCGAGGGCACCAUCUACUGCCCCGUGGGCGCCCGCAAGAGCACCACUGCUGCCGAGGCCAUCGAGCGCCUGCUGGAGCGUCUGAGCCUGGACCGUACCAAAUGCUACGUGCUAGCCGAGGUGAAGGAGUUCGGCGGGGAGGAGUGGAUCCUCAACCCCAGUGACUGCCCAGUCCAGCGGAUGAUGCUGUGGCCCCGCAACGCCCUAGAGAAUCGCUGUGGCCUGGGCAGUGGGGAGGACUACCGCUUCCUUCUCCGAGAGAAGAACCUGGACGGCUCCAUCCAUUAUGGAGGCAGUCUCCAGAUGUGGCUGCGCGUGACCGAGGAGCGCCGCCGCAUGGUGGAACGGGGUUUUCUGCCCCAGCCCGCAGGGGGCGAGCACCCGGCCGACCUGUGCGCUCUCCCUGAGCUGACGGAGCGCGCCCUGCUGGAGAGCCUCCGCUCGCGCUUCCGGCAGGAGAAGAUCUACACCUACGUCGGUUCCAUCCUCAUCGUCAUCAACCCCUUCCAGUUCCUACCCAUCUACAACCCCAAGUACGUCAAGAUGUACGACAACCACGCUCUGGGAGACCUGGAGCCGCACAUCUACGCCGUGGCGGACGUGGCCUACCACGCCAUGCUGCAGCGACGGAGGAACCAGUGCAUCGUCAUCUCUGGAGAGAGCGGCUCGGGAAAGACCCAGAGCACCAACUUCCUGAUUCACCACCUGACUGCCCUCAGCCAGAAGGGAUUCGCCAGCGGGGUGGAGCAGAUCAUCCUGGGGGCGGGGCCUGUGUUAGAG
Oncorhynchus masou masou (cherry salmon) is the source of this 1914-nucleotide messenger RNA. RefSeq lists its product as uncharacterized. Gene Ontology annotation, molecular function: actin filament binding; microfilament motor activity; ATP binding. Gene Ontology annotation, biological process: intracellular signal transduction; establishment of epithelial cell apical/basal polarity. NCBI's taxonomy places the organism in Eukaryota, Metazoa, Chordata, Actinopteri, Salmoniformes, Salmonidae. The annotation marks the transcript as partial. The transcript has 2 exons. The record is from RefSeq and is a predicted model, not a curated record. Gene Ontology annotation, cellular component: axonal growth cone; actin filament; myosin complex.